AUGACAAGGGAAGUUGUUGCGGGAUGGCUGCGUGACUGGGACGAGAAAUUGAAGAGGCAGAAUCGCAAGAUAUGCCUUUUCUUGGACAACUGUGCUGCCCACCACACGAUUGCUGCGCUGACGAACAUCGAACUUCGGUUCUUGCCCCCGAACUUCACGGCAGUGAUAGAGCCCCUUGAUGAUGGCGUGUUAAUGUCAUUUAAGGCUGGAUACCGGAAGCGGGUGAUAUACCGACUUGUGUUAAACAUACAGUUGAACCGCGACACGAAGGCCGAUUUGCAUAUGGCAAUAGAGGUGCUUAAUGCGGCAUGGAUGCAUGUGGCAGCCAGCACCAUCGCCAGCUGCUUUCGACGUGCAUCAUUUGCUGCCCACGAAAGCAACCCUGACACCGACGACUCAAUGGACCGAAUAGCCUUACCCAGUGGUGCCGCUGUGUCAGACGAAGCUUUAGCGUCAUGGAGGGUGCUCCACGAUGCCGGUGUCAUGUGUGAAGGUGAAACCUUCUGCGACUACGUGAGCGUGGAUGCCGACGUUCUGGCAACAGAGGAGCUGACAGACGACGACUUUGUGCUUGCUGCCCGAGAGCACGAAGGAAGCGACAAUGAAGGUGCCGCAGAGGACAACGACACUCCGCCCUAUGCUUACGACGUACCGACAUCGUCCCAGGCGCUGGACGCGGUGGACCUGCUGCGCCGCCACUUCGGCGGCCACGAAGACGGUGCAGAUGGGCUUGAGAUAGCCGCUGCUGCCGAGAAGGCCGUCCUUCGGUUAAGGAAGACACAGCAGCGAAGCAUAACCGAUUAUUUUGCGCCAUCAACAUGA
Messenger RNA from Dermacentor andersoni, 822 nucleotides. RefSeq names its product tigger transposable element-derived protein 6-like. Gene Ontology annotation, molecular function: DNA binding. Lineage: Eukaryota; Metazoa; Arthropoda; Arachnida; Ixodida; Ixodidae. The record is from RefSeq and is a predicted model, not a curated record. Gene Ontology annotation, cellular component: nucleus.